Messenger RNA from Bicyclus anynana (squinting bush brown), 6402 nucleotides. RefSeq names its product cytoplasmic phosphatidylinositol transfer protein 1 (gene rdgBbeta). Bases 187 to 1071 code for a protein of 294 amino acids. Lineage: Eukaryota; Metazoa; Arthropoda; Insecta; Lepidoptera; Nymphalidae. The transcript has 8 exons. The record is from RefSeq and is a predicted model, not a curated record. Gene Ontology annotation, biological process: phospholipid transport. Gene Ontology annotation, cellular component: cytoplasm. Gene Ontology annotation, molecular function: phosphatidylinositol binding; phosphatidylinositol transfer activity.
ACGGACUGUGUGCUUUUGUCUGUGUUUGUGUUUCCCUUGUGUUUCCGAAUCCGUCAAUCCGAAUUCCGAAUGGAUUUCUUCUUUUGACAAAUGGAUAAUAUAAUAAAUUAAAUUAUAUUCACAAAAUUCUGUCCUACAAAACCUAUUUGUGUUUUACCAGUUUUCUGUUUUUCUGAAAAUUUUACAAUGGUGCUUACAAAAGAAUACAGAAUUUGCAUGCCAAUGACCGUCGAAGAGUAUCGUAUCGGGCAGUUGUAUAUGAUUGCUCGUCAUAGCUUUGAGCAAUCCAGCAAUGGCGAGGGUGUGGAGGUCAUAGCGAAUGAACAAGUCAACGACGAAAUAAAUGGAGUUGGACAAUUUACUGAGAAAAGAAUACACUUGUCCAGCCAUUUACCUUAUUGGAUCCAAAGUAUAACACCAAAGAUUUUCUAUGUAACUGAAAAAGCUUGGAAUUACUACCCAUACACAAUUACUGAAUAUACAUGUUCCUUCAUACCAAAAUUUUCAAUAUCAAUUCAAACACGAUAUGAGGAUAAUAAUGGUACUACAGAAAAUUGUUUGGGCUUAACACAAGAUGAACUUGAAUCAAGGGAAGUAGAUUUUAUGGAUAUAGCAUUUGAUGAAAUCAAACCACAUCAUUACAAAGAGUCAGAGGAUCCAAAGCUGUUUAAAUCUGAGAAAUCUGGACGAGGACCUCUGGCUGAAGGGUGGAGAGACACAGAGAAGCCCAUCAUGUGCUGCUAUAAAGUUGUCAACGCUAAGUUUGAGGUGUGGGGACUGCAGACAAAAGUAGAAGACUAUGUUCAAGUAGCAAUACGAGAGAUCCUACUGCUUGGUCACCGGCAGGCAUUUACAUGGAUGGACGAAUGGUUCAAUAUGUCGAUAGAAGACGUUAGAAACUAUGAGAAAGAUAUGCAAGCUAAAACAAACAUAAAGGUCCAAAGUGCACUAGAAGAAUCAGAAAAGAAAGAUGCAGAUAGCAAGAAGUCAUCACAGCCGCCAACGCCGAAGUCGCCCAAAAGUCCGACUACACCAUCGGCUGAGUCGAAAUCAUGGUUUUCAUGGUCGUAAUAUUUUUUUUAAGGCAUAGAAAUUUUACUAACAAGGGAACAGAAAUGGCAUGCAAGCGGAUCUGUCGCUCUGAAAAUAUAAGAUCAGUAGGACUCGCUUUCGUCAGCGAUAUAUUUCGCAACAGAUAAAACAUAUUGGUGACCAAUACCGGCAAAAUAUUGGUCUCAUAGUCGUACCAUCGUAACGAAAGAGAAUAACAUAUUGGUGACCAAUACCGGCUGAAUCGAAAAUAUCGGUGUCACUGUCGUACCAUUAUAAAGAAAGAGAAAAACAUAUUGGUGACCAAUAGCUGCAGAAUCGAAAAUAUCAGUCUCACUGUCGUACUAUCGUAACGUAAAAGAGCUUCAUCUUGAGACAUGUCACGAAUUCACGACAUAUGUUACGUCUUAGAUCGUAAUAUUUGGAAAUCCCUACAAAAGGCCUAUGUCGUGCAGUGGACUGCCCUCGGCUGAUAUGACAAUGAUCACGUCUUCGCCGAUGAAGACGAGGUCCCCGAUAUCUGAACCACCCAAACGAUUUUUAACUCACCAUCUCAGAGGCGCCCAGACUGAUACAUUCAUGCCAAAACACCCCGAACGGCCUUCUAAGACGAGGUACGAGAAAGGAGACGCCCUUAGAGAGUCGUUCAGCCCAUCUCUUCUGCUUCUGCCUUCGUUCCCCAUCAGGCGAUUCUUCUGCCGCUCGCCCAAAACCGUUGAAAAAAGCAAAGGUCGACAAAUAGCGGUGCAGUCGAAAAUGAUGCUCUGUCUUUCGUUACGUUUCGUCACCUUUAUGGUGCUGAUAGACUCGAGCUUUCACUUGUAAUGAGCAUUCGUGUGAAUGUUAUAUUUUAGCGAGCAUUCUAUCAGUUUUGCUUGGAUGUUAUAUAAAUGCAAGGAAUAUCUUUGACGAGCAUCGAAUAGAGCAUUUGCUAGAAUUCUCAAAAUGCUCGUAGCAAUAUUAGGCUCGACUAGUAUAAAAAUGACGAAUGCUCGACGUUCUGUGUGUGUGAAAGUGAAUAGUAUAUCAGCAUCUUCAGUGUAGAAAUAUUUGUCAUGAAUUUUGGAGAUGUACACGUCACCGGACAAAUAUGUGUAAACGCCAUCUCUAUUGCCUUGUUAUUAGGAUUUGUAUGAAUAGAGGUUUAGCUUGAUCUCACCCCUGUACAGGAUUUAGUUUGUCAAAUCAAUGUGUUCGACCGUUGCCUUCCUUCCAUAUCUAACUUAUAUAUAGAACUUUAUAGUGUCUCGAAGUAUAUAGAAGAGUUUCGCGAUAUUAUAAAACUGAAGUUUAGACUUUUGAAAGUUGGAAACCUAGGAGCUCACAAAGUCACUGUGAUCCAAACUUUAUAUUUGGCUAUCAAUGAUAGGCACAUUCUUAGCGAAAUUUUAGCUUUUAUAAAAUGACAUUGACCUGGCUAUGACAGGCUCAUAGACCACUACCUCAUUUCAUUCUGUUGUGUACCCAGAUUAACUAGAGCCGGGUACUCAUUAGCGAACUGUAACUGUAACCGGACAGUUACAGUGACGCGGUUCUAGUGUGUACGCGUAUUAUAGUCUUCGUGUCCAUCGAACUGAAUAUGUCCAUCGAAUGCCCUCACCCACAGUGCACAUUCAGUCGGCUAUAACCUCGGACCAAUUAUAGAAGGACCUGUAUCGCACUCAUAGUCACGAACAAAAUUGUCUGUCAUUUUCUGAGGAAACGAGCUUAGAUUUGGUAUAUAUCUUAUAUUAAACUAGAAAUUUUUGCCCGUUUUUACACAAUUUAAUUAAAAAGGUAUUUUUACUGAGCUCUUUAACCGACGAACACGAUUACAACUACUUAACAUCGAUACUAUAGAGACAGUUUUUAUAAUCGCAUUAGAUCGUUGAUCAUAUACUUUGACAAAAAAGUAACGUCUAGCGAGGCAGGUCCUAUACAAUAAUUGGUCUGAGGCUAUAACUUUUACCGAACAGAUACAGUGUGUGUACGCGAUGUCAAGCUUCCUUUAGUUCGCGCCAAAAACCGACAUCCAUCGGCUGCGUACAGCUAGGCUAUUCUGUAACGAUAAUUUUAUAACUCGCAUGUGCGAGUUUAGAAUUCACCUCUACCUCUCUGUUUAACACGAUACUAUAGAAUGAGAAAGAUAGCGGUGCAUUCGAAACUGGCACUUGCGAAUUAUACAAUGUAUCGUUAGAGCAUAGCCGUGCAGCUCGCGGCAGGCUCGCGUACCACGUACUGUGAUAUGUGGUUACAGUAACGUCCAACGGUUACGUUACAUAAUGAAUACCUGUUGUAUCAUCGGCUCGCCACGAAUUGCAACACGGUCCGCUCGCAGCAAGUUCGCGAACCACAUACACACUGUACAUUUUGGUUAAAUAACAUGCAACAGUUACAGUUACAGUUCGCUAAUGAGAACCCGGCUUAACUCAAACCAAUAGAAAAAUGUUCAUUCAUGGUUUCAACUUUCAAUCACCUCCCUGUCCUUGUUCCACGAAAAAGUGGAUUGGCAUAUUAUGUCAUUCUAUUCCAUUCACUUAACUACUUACUUCCAUCAUACCUAUUACAUACACUAUACCCUCUUUUACAUAUUCCAACCGUGAUAAUCAAUUUCAUACGUUAACCCAUUAGAUAUGCCCGCUGCCUUCGCUUCGAAAGGCUUAGGUUCGAAUUUGAUCUGGGGCAUGGACCUCCUACUUUUCAGUUUUGUGCAUUUUAAGAAAUUAAAUGUCAUGUGUCUCAAACGGUGAAGGAAAAACAUAAGUGAGAAAAUCUAGUAUCAGUGGUACCUCUGAUACUCAUAACUGAGAAUUUUCUUAAUUCUCUGCGUGUGUGAAGGUCGCCACUCAUUCUGAGAGGAGACUCGUGCUCAGCAGUGAGACGAAUAUGGGUUGUUAAUGAUAAACCAUGUAUUAAAUAGUCUUUUUUUGUCCUGCUUGCAAAUUUAUUUUUUAGUAAUGUGUCUCAUACUUCUGUAUUACAUGUCCAUAACAUAUUUUUUUUGCUUUUAGCACAAUUGAGCAUUUAAUUAAUUUAACUUUUGGUAAACUAAAAAUGUUUUUUGGUUGUAUUCAGUGAGUAGGUAGGUAAUAUGUAUGCUUUGUGAUGUUAGCUUUUUUAAUAUAUUUUUGAGUUUUUAGAUGUAUAAAUCACGAGACCAAAAUCUAAUAGUAUUUCUAAUAACUGCUUAUUUAAGGGUAAUAAUGAUAUUAUUUGAAAUUAAAAAACUGAAUUUUAUACUCACAAAUCUAUAUAGAGCUUGCGUUAUGUAUCGUAACGACAUAUUAUUGUACAAAUUGGAUUAAGAGCUUUUAAAUGCAUUUGUUUUUUAUUUUUGCCGGGUCGGGUAGAAACCGAAGGAGUGUGGAUUUUUAUCCUCCUCCUACAAGUUGCCCGCAUCCAUCUUAGAUUGCAUCAUCACUUACCAUCAGGUGUGAUUGUAGGCACAGGCUAACUUGUAAAGAAUUAAAAAAAAUGUGUGUUUUUUCUCCUCCUCCUUAGGGCGGAAAUAAGCAAAUAACCCUAAGGGCGUAUUCACGAAGAAAGCACGCAGGCAGCCUGCUUUUUAUGUGAAUACGCCCUAACUGGUCACGCUGGCCAGUUUUCAGACUUGUAUUAUUUCAAGGCGCUCGGUUAAGUCAUACAUUUUUAGACUAUAUUGCUGGCACAACGGAGAAUGUUCCUAAAACGUAUAUGAUAUUAUUUCUUGUCUCGAAUUAUAUUAAUACACGCGGCUGUUUAUCAUUUGACAGUUUAUACGUUGUAGCAAUACAUUGUGUUAUACGUAUUAUAUUACUUGGCUUUAAUAGGAAAAUUCAACAGAAUAUCACGUGAUAUUGUGUGGCGUAUACGUAAUAUCUAAAUAAGGAAAUAACUAAUAAGCAAAUCACUCAAUUUUUGUACUUAUUUAAAUGAAACUACCAUGGAACUAUUUUAGGUUUUAGAUGUUAAUUUGAUAUUGUUACUAACACGAUUUAAAUUGAAAAUACCACUGUGUAUGCUAAAAAAUUAUGUUUUUUUUUAAUAAUAUAAUCUCAUAUUUGUUUGAUAUGUUAAUUGUUAAUUAAUUGUUACUUGGUAGGUACUUAUUUGUCUACGAAUAAUUUCGAUAUUUUUCAGGAACUUUUUAGUGUGACGGCUUCUGCUUCAUUGUGUACAGUAGGUGCCAGUAAUAAUUUACAUAUACCAUAUAUAAUGUAUAUAACCAUAUAUAAUGUAUAUAAUAAUAUAUAAUGUAUAUAAUAAAUCAAACAAUAUGUGUUUGAAUAUUUAUACGAAAGCAUUUCAAACUUUGCAUUUAUUUAGUUUUUCGUUUACGCCGUCGAUACACUGUGUUCAGUGAAUUUAAAUUAUAAAGUUUUAUAAGCUUAGUACAAAUUAACCAAAGAUUUGUGAUGCACACAGGUGAAUUUUUUGCGACUUUUCAAAAUAAGAAUCGUUUUUUUUUAAAUUAUUUAUUUAUUUAGAAGCUUCAGAGUUUUUCAAAAUAAGAAUCGUUUUUUUUUUAAAUUAUUUAUAUGCUUGAUUCUCGGUUAGUUUGUGAAAUAAUUAAGCUAUAACAAAAUCAAGUCUCGCAUUUGAUAAAUUUUAACUAUUUUCUAUUAUUUUGGUUUGGAGUCACAUUUGAAAAAUUCACCCAGCGGUCUACAAAACCGUAAAUUGAAUUAACAGGUGUAGGUUUUUUACAUCUUUAUUAUUCGGUAGGUAGAGGUUAUAUUAACUUUGGCGGGAAACUACCAAGUUAAAGGUUUUUACAAGUACCGAUUUUACGAGUAGAUACUCUUAACAUAAUUUCGAUUAUUAUUAUUAUGACUAGUUUCCGUAAUGUUAUGCAUCGGCCUAAAUUAUAAAAUGUUAUAAUAUGAUAUUAUUAAUAGAAAAAAUAUAUUAUUUAUUAUAUUACAGCAAUAAGAAGUAACUCAACAUUCCGUAUUUAUUGUUCACCCUGACAGUUUAGUAAUAAUUAAUUUAAAUUUUUGUCAUAAAUUGUAAAUGGAGUAGAUAAACCAAAAGUUGGUAAUGUGUUAAUAAUGUGCAAUACAUACAAUGCUUUUAUUUAAUGGAACUGGAACUGGAAAAUGGAAGUAUAGAUAGCCGUCGUCAAUAAAUAAUGAUUUUUACGCUAUCUUCUUCGUUGCGAUGGGAUGAAAUAUAGCGAUGUGUAUACUCAUAGAAACGAAAGAGGGAGCUGUAUGUUCCAAGAUUGUGUAUCUGUAUGUUCUACGGCUAUUGUUUUUCCAAUAUUGUCCCAAUAAUAUGUAAUUAAAUAAAAAAUGUUGUUCCAUGUUAUAUUGUAUUUAUAAGUUGAGAUAAUUGAAAAUUUUAUUAGUUGUUUGAAUGAAUUUUAGUAAAAUAGAUGUUAUGUAGAAAACA